AAGUUUUUGUUUUCAUUGGCAGCCACUGCAGAGUGCUGUUAAACCGCUCUUUUAAAGCUAGGUGUCAGUAUGUUGCUGCUCUUUGGUUCAGACGUAAUGUCUUAAUAUAACCAGACCACAGGCUUACUUGUUCCCUGGUGUCACUUAGUUCAUUGCUUAAGAUGCAUGUGUUGGUUGUGUUAUGCAUUUCGUCAGUGGUUCUUUUUGCCUGUGUAAAUGGCGCUGUUCCACCGUCAUGUGACAGUGAAAUAUACUGCACUGGGCCCAUCUUGCAUCAGGUACAGGAAGCUAAACUGUUUGACGAUGACAAGUACUUUGUUGACAUGAAACUGAGGGAAACUCCUGAUGUUGUUUUGUCUGCGUUUCACAAUCUUUCAAAUGACUCACCAAACACCACUGUACCGCCUGCCAAACUGCAGGAGUUCCUCAGUACUUACUUUGAGAAACCAGGGACUGAGUUUGAGCCAUGGACACCACCAGACUGGCAUGAAAAGCCAAAGUUCCUGGGAGGAAUAGCAGACCAAGAACUACGCAGCUGGGCUGAAAAGAUACACGAUCUGUGGAAGCUUCUGGGCAGAAAGAUCCACACUGGUGUUAAAGAUCACCCAAACUCGCAGAUAUACACCCCACAUCCUGUUGUUGUGCCAGGAGGGCGCUUUAGGGAACUCUACUACUGGGACUCCUACUGGGUCAUCAAUGGGCUCCUGCUGUCAGAAAUGACAGCCACAGCCCGUGGGAUGAUUCAAAACUUCCUCUACCUUGUCAACAGAUAUGGCUUCAUUCCAAAUGGUGGGCGGAUUUACUAUGAAAGGCGCAGUCAGCCUCCAUUCCUCACUCUAAUGGUGGAGAGCUACUAUCAAGCAACCAAGGAUAAAGAGUUCCUCAGAGCAGCUUUGCCAGCACUGGAGCAGGAGUACCAAUUUUGGAUGCAGAACCGCUCUGUGACUUUGAAAUUAAAUGGGACAGAGCAUGUGCUGAACCGAUAUGAUGUAAAGGUGGGCUUGCCCAGGCCUGAAUCCUACACAGAUGAUCUGGAACUAGCGGAAGGACUCACCAAUGACCGUAAGGAGAAGCUGUGGAUGGAUCUAAAAGCGGGUGCAGAGUCUGGCUGGGACUUCUUAUCCUGCUGGUCUAUAAAUGGUGACGGCCACAACAACGGCACCCUGGGGGAUACCAGCACCAGUCAGAUCCUGCCUACUGACCUCAAUGCUCUUCUGUGCCUCAAUGAGAAGACUCUUGCUUCCUUUCACAGGAUACUGGGUGAUGGUGACUCAGCUGCACUGUAUGACCAGGCUACAGCCCGCAGGCUGGAGGCGAUAGAGUCUGCGCUGUGGGAUGCUGAGAGGGGUGCCUGGUUUGACUACAACCUAGUGACGCACACCAAACACUCUGAGUUUUACCUCUCCAACCUGGCACCUGUUUGGGCACAGUGCUAUUCUCAGCCUGAGAUGGGAGAGAAGGCAGUACAGUAUCUGAAGGGGAGUGGUGCUCUCCAAUUUCCCAAUGGAGUUCCAACAUCGCUGAGAGAGUCUGGGCAGCAGUGGGACUAUGCUAACGCAUGGCCUCCUUUACAACACAUGCUCAUUGAUGGUUUAUUAAAACUGCCUUCAGAGGAUGCUCAACAACUAGCAUUUGAUUUGGCCCAGCGCUGGAUCAGGACAAAGUGGUUGGCAUACAUGAAGUAUGAUGCCAUGUUUGAAAAGUAUGAUGUGAAUGGCGAUGGCAAACUUGGUGGUGGAGGAGAAUAUGAAGUUCAGCUGGGUUUUGGCUGGACCAAUGGCGUGGCCCUGCAGCUCCUGAACCAGUAUGGGGCGACUCUCACCUCAGGAAGCGGGCGAGUGUCUUCUGGCCUCCUGCUGCCUCUAGUCGUCUCAGCCGCUAUCAUGCUCCAGUGAAACAGAGGUGACGAACGAGCCUGACUGGAGGUCAGAUUUUAUUUUUUCUGGUUUCACUGCACUACAACACUCCAGUCCACUGGCUGACUUCAAACAAACGGAUAUUGACAUUAAAAUGAGACUAAAUUGUGCAUAUUUUAACAAGUUCUGAUUUCUUUCUAAAUCGUAUAUGAUCAGGAUCACUCUUCUUUGUAGAAGGAACAGGAUGUGAUUUAUCAUAAACUAAAAAUUCCUUUGAUGAAUAUUUUAGUAUGUAUCCUUAGAGAUAAAUGAUCUCUGAUGAUAUCAGAAGAUGCAGAUCAUGUAGGCACUUAAAUGGACUCUCUCCAGUAAUUCAAGCUGUUAGCGCUGGCUGCUGCUUGGAUCACAACAUUAACUUGUCCCAGAUAUUGAACUGACAUUACAAACAGUUAUUCACCUAAUUCAAUUAUAAAGUUUAUUGCUAUGCUGUAGCUUAAUUCACUCCGAGGCCUUCUAUUUGCAUGUAUACUGAAGUUGGACUGUAAACGAGCUCAUGUGAGAAAUAAAAUGCGACAUACAAUAAUGAAUACAAUAA
Molecule: messenger RNA, 2451 nt
Organism: Epinephelus lanceolatus (giant grouper)
Lineage: Eukaryota; Metazoa; Chordata; Actinopteri; Perciformes; Serranidae
Gene: treh
Product: trehalase (brush-border membrane glycoprotein)
Biological process (GO): trehalose catabolic process
Molecular function (GO): alpha,alpha-trehalase activity
Source: RefSeq, a predicted model, not a curated record